Camellia sinensis is the source of this 2785-nucleotide messenger RNA. Its product is annotated as protein YLS7. Gene Ontology annotation, cellular component: Golgi apparatus. The record is from RefSeq and is a predicted model, not a curated record. Lineage: Eukaryota; Viridiplantae; Streptophyta; Magnoliopsida; Ericales; Theaceae. Gene Ontology annotation, molecular function: O-acetyltransferase activity.
UUUCACACUUGACUUGCCUUUCGGAGAAAAUAUAAAUCUGUGCUAGAGAAAAAAAGAAGUUUGUGUUUGACAGUGAUUAAAAACCCUAAUAAUUCGGAGACUCGAAAAACAUUGGAUUGUACAUUUUUACAAUCAUCAUCCUCAAUACAAUCAUCAUCCUCAAUUCAAUUAAAAAUUUUAUAAAAGAAAAAGAAAAAAGAAAGAAUAAUUCCUCUCUUCAAUAAUUUAAUCAUCAAGUAAUUAUCUCUGGAUCCGAGAGAUUUACCUAUUUAUCAGUGAUUGGAGACGAAGAACUUGAGAUUUCAGAUUCCAAGUGGUUUCCUUUUUCAGACAUUGAAGUUUGAUGCGAAAUUUGAAGGCAAUUUGAUGCUUAUUGAGCUUGGUUUCUUUGUAGAAGGAGAUUCAGAGGAUUUAUACGAUUUUUUUUGAUGAUAUAUGGUGAAUUAAUCACUGAAAUUCAAUAAUGGGUUCUUGUUAGAAGCGAUUAUGGAAAAUAUUGUUUCUUGAAGGUCUCCUUAGCUGUUUUGGGAAAGGAAUACAAACUAGUUCAUGGAAGGAACUUGAAGAUCAAACUUGGGCCAAUUAAGCUUUUGAGUUAUUUGUGGAAGCAUGAACCAAGAAUUUAAUAAAUCAUAUAUUUGAGCGACUUGUGAUUUGGAAAAAGAUAUUUGGAAGUUAAGGUAGUUAAUCAUUUGGAGGGUUUGUGCUUUAUGGCUUGGACAACCCUGACUUCAGGUUCAGCUAAAGGAGCUUCAACAAUGGUUGCCUAUCCAAGGGCUCUUUUAUCGAUUGCAGUUUCAGUGUGUGGACUAGCUUUCUUUUUAAUCCUUGCUUCAUUGCUUCUGGUGACACAACCAAUUGGGUCUACUGUUCGUGGUUACUUCUAUGGUGUUGAUAAUUUGCGGCAAUUUGAUUCAAUGUCUUGGAGCAAUAAAACAAUUCAUGAUUCUUUCAACGAUGGCACCCAAGAUUUGAGAAAAUGGGUGUCGGGGUUAAAUGAAACUGCAAGUAAUUCCCGACACAAUGAUGACAGAAUUGAUGAUUCUUCUACAAAGUCAGACUCAUCAAUGUCAGGGAACGGUCAAUCUCCAACUGUUGUUGGCAGCGGAAGUGCGAUGGAUAAGAAUCGGACUUCGAAGUCUGAUGGUACAAAUGACGUGUCUAAUUUACAACAAGGGUCUUCUGGUCCUUCAAUUGUAUCAGAAACAGAGAAGUCAGUGGAUCAACAAGGGCAAGAGGCCACUGAAAAUCCUACCUCUUCCAAUGUUGCAAAGGGUGUUGAAAAUGCUAAACCUGCUUCCCUGGGUUUAGUAAAUAGUUCCAAUAUUAUACAGCCAGGAUUGGCUUUGCCAUCUUCAUCUCCUGCAUCUGAUGACAUAAGUAAGAGUGGUUUGGUUGAUUCAGGCUGUAAUCUGUACCAUGGAAAAUGGGUACAUGAUUCAAUUGGACCAUUAUACAGAAAUGAUUCAUGCCCAGUGCUGAGCCAGAUGCAGAACUGCCAGGGAAAUGGGAGGCCUGACAAAGACUAUGAAAAUUGGCGAUGGCAACCUAACAAGUGUGACCUCCCAAGAUUUGAUGCUAAAAAAUUUCUAGAGUUGAUGAGAGGGAAGACAUUAGCUUUCAUCGGUGACUCAGUUGCUCGGAACCAGAUGGAAUCACUAUUGUGCAUCCUUUGGCAGGCUGAAGUUCCAAAAAACCGUGGGAACAAAAGAAUGCAACGUUACUAUUUCAGGUCAACGUCUACAAUGAUUGUCCGAAUAUGGUCCUCAUGGCUUGUCCAUCAAACACCUGAGCCAUUUGAUUUUAUUCCGAAGGGUGUGGUGAAGCUCCACCUUGAUGCUCCUGAUGAGGGCUUCAUGGAAUUUGUCCCAAAUUUCGAUGUGAUUGUUCUUUCAUCUGGCCACUGGUUUGCGAAGCAAUCGGUCUAUAUCUUGAACAAUGAGAUUGUGGGAGGACAGUUAUGGUGGCCAGACAAGAAACGCCCAAUGAAAGUUAACAACAUUGAGGCUUUUGGAACAUCUGUUGAAACAAUUCUCAGUGCCCUUGCUACACAUCCAAAUUACACUGGUCUGACCAUCGUACGUUCUUUUUCACCUGAUCAUUAUGAGGGUGGGGCAUGGAAUACAGGAGGAUCGUGCACAGGAAAGGUAAAUCCUGCCUUAGAUGGUGAAUUAGUGGAAAAUGGAUUUACAAAUAUAAUGCACGAGAAACAGGUGGCGGGUUUUGAACGUGCAAUCAAAAAGAUGACAAACAAAUCAAAAUUGAAGUUUAUGGACAUCACAGGAGUCUUUGCAUACCGCCAUGAUGGGCAUCCAGGCCCAUAUAGGAGCACAGACCCAAACAAGAUCACCAAACGUGGGCCCAAUGGGAAGCCCCCACCACAAGAUUGCUUACACUGGUGUAUGCCAGGUCCGGUUGAUACGUGGAAUGAACUGGUGCUUGAAAUAAUUAGCAGAGAAUUUGAGGGAAACCAGAGCCUUCAUUCCUGAGUCAUUCACUGUAUGUUGCAAACUAAUCAUCAUUCUUGGAAGUUUGAUAUGUUACGGAUAGGUGUGGAAAAACUAGUAAGUUAUGGCUAGGUGAGUGUUUACCUAGUCCUAUUCUUUAAAGAUACCUUGUAGAGAGAAAUAUCAUUUGUAACACGCAGAUAGUUUGUGAAUAACAAGCUUAUUUUGUUGUUAAAUUAUAAAAAUGUAUUUGCAGACAUCUUUACUUCUAUUCCAUUUUCAGCUCCAUCAUUGUAUGUCAAUGGAAAAAAAUUGAGCCGGUUUGGAAUUACCAUUAA